UUUGUUUGUUUUUCAGCGGCCACAACCACACAACAACAUGAGACCCCCAAUCCCAUCUGUCACAAACAAAACCUAGAGCUCCCAAAAACUUCAAGUCUUUAAGAGAGAGAGAGAGAGAGAGAGAGGAUAUUACAAUCUAGUUGUUGGUUUAUGUAAUGGCGAGUGGAUGGGUGAAGUCAUUGCAAUGCAAGUCCAGAGCAUAUGAAGACGUUUAUCACCCAAACCCUAAAUUCCUCAUACCCAGUGCAAGUUGCAGAAAGAGCGUUCAAAACAUCAAAGACGUCGUCGAAACAACAAAGCCAAAGCCUAAAAAACCACUCCAAAAACACCCCAGCUCUAGAUACCCAUCAACCACCACCAAACCCGAUUUCGAAACCACCAUCAACCGCUCUCGAAGCACCACCGCCACCACCACCACCACCACCCGCCACACCACUACGCCGGACCCUCGUUUCCCUUCACUCAUGGAACUCACUGAGGGGCAUCCUUCGCGCAACGUUGUGGAGAUUAUCUUCCACACUAGCUGGGGCCCCAAACCCUUUUCGGGUCGGGUUGAUAUGAUCUUCAAGGUCCACAAUGGCCCACGGACCGUGUCCCGGUUCGAAGAGUAUCGCGAGGCGGUUAAGGGUCGUUCCGGUUCGGGUAGCCCGGUCAAGGGUAGUAACUGGGAGGAAAAUGCGCGAUGCGUUGCUGAUGGGAAUGAGGUGAUGAGGUUUCACUGCUUGGGUCCCACCUCCGGCGGUGGUCCCUACGGCGGAGCCUGUGCAUGGUCAUUCCCCGGCGGCAAAGGAUCGGCGAUCUGUACAUUCUCAGGCAGCGGUGGGGCACAUGACAGCUCAGGCGGCGGUAGGGGCAGGAAGGCCAUGCUGGUGUGCCGGGUCAUAGCGGGUCGGGUCUCCAAGCAACUAGGGUUUAUGGACUCGUUGUUGGAUGGGCGAGUUGGGUUUGACUCGGUGAGUGGGGACAACGGCGAGUUACUAGUGUUUGACUCGCGUGCUGUAUUGCCCUGUUUUCUUAUCAUUUAUAAAUUGUAAAAAACGUAUUUACCGUUCUUCCUCCUUUAUCUUUUAUUUUUAAAACACUUUUUUUUUCUGAUUUAUUUUCAUUUUGGAUGUAUGUAUGUUGAUUGUUGAGGAC
Messenger RNA from Gastrolobium bilobum, 1137 nucleotides. RefSeq lists its product as uncharacterized. The record is from RefSeq and is a predicted model, not a curated record. NCBI's taxonomy places the organism in Eukaryota, Viridiplantae, Streptophyta, Magnoliopsida, Fabales, Fabaceae. The coding region runs from base 156 to 1034 and encodes 292 amino acids. The transcript has a single exon.